Molecule: messenger RNA, 129 nt
Organism: Racocetra persica
Lineage: Eukaryota; Fungi; Glomeromycota; Glomeromycetes; Diversisporales; Gigasporaceae
Source: the annotation of a GenBank genome assembly
AUGAAUUAUAUUGUAUUAAGUGCUCAAGAACAGCAUCAUAAAGAAACUGCACAGACUACUUUUAAUGAAGUCGAAAACUCAUCAGAACUCAAAAGCAAACCUGAAAUCUUAGUUGAAUAUGAAAGCUUA